Messenger RNA from Schizosaccharomyces osmophilus, 1137 nucleotides. It is a transcript of the gene gly1, whose product is annotated as threonine aldolase Gly1. Gene Ontology annotation, cellular component: cytosol. Gene Ontology annotation, biological process: L-threonine catabolic process; glycine biosynthetic process. The record is from RefSeq and is a predicted model, not a curated record. Gene Ontology annotation, molecular function: L-allo-threonine aldolase activity. Lineage: Eukaryota; Fungi; Ascomycota; Schizosaccharomycetes; Schizosaccharomycetales; Schizosaccharomycetaceae. The coding region runs from base 1 to 1137 and encodes 378 amino acids. The transcript has a single exon.
AUGAACGGAACAACCAGUAAUACAACAGUUCCUCCCAAAACUGCUUCUGUUACCACGAACGGACACUCUGAGAAGAAGUAUCGUCCUUGGAAUGAUUUCCGUAGUGAUACAUUUACAGUUCCUUCGGACGAAAUGCGCCAAGUCAUGUACGAAGCCACCGAUGGUGACGCCGUGUAUGAAGAAGAUGAGGACACUAUAAAAUUAGAAGAGUACGUUGCUAAACUGAGCGGAAAAGAAGCUGGUUUGUUUGUCACUUCUGGUACUCAAGGAAACCAACUAUGUAUCCGUACUCAUCUUCAUCAACCUCCUCACAGUAUCGUUUGUGACGACCGUGCUCAUAUUUACAACUGGGAAGCUGGUGCUAUUGGACUUUUCACUCAAUCCAUUGUACGUCCUGUAGCUCCUAAGAACGGAAAGUACAUAACUGCCGAAGAAGUCGAGAGCAAAUUAAUCAUCGGAGAAGAUAUUCACUUUGCUCCUACUAGAUUGAUUUGCUUGGAAAACACGAUUAAGGGCUCCGUAAUUCCAAUCGAAGAAAUUGCUCGUAUUUCUGCUCUUGCAAAAUCCUACAACAUUCCCCUUCACUGUGAUGGUGCUCGUCUCUGGGAUGCCUCCGCUGCCUCCGGUGUCUCCAUUGAAGAAUACUGUUCUUAUUUCGACACCGUCAGUCUUUGCUUGAGCAAGGGUCUCGGUGCCCCCAUCGGCAGUGUAAUUGUUGGACCUAAGGACGUCAUUAACAAGGCUACGUGGUUUCGUAAAGCCUAUGGUGGUGGUAUGCGUCAGUCUGGUAUGUUGGCCGCUGCUGGUUUGCACUCUAUUGAACGCAAUUUCCCCUUGCUCACUCGCGUUCAUAAAUACUGUCAAGAUUUCACCAAGUACGCCGAGUCAUUGGGAGUUGAGUUUGAAGUUACUCCUGAAACCAGCAUUGCUAUCCUUACCAAUGUAAACGUGGCUAUUCUUGUUGACGAAGCCAAAAAGGCCGGUAUCGUUCUAAUGGGACCUCGUGUCGUUUUCCAUAUUCAAAUCACCGCCGAUGCUGUCGACAUGUUGAAGCAUGCGUUGAAACGAACCGUUGAGCGCCAAGAAUUGGAGCCUGAUGUCGUUGCUAAACCCGGUGAAUUUAAGGUUGGUUAUUAA